AUGGAUUCAGGCCGCGGCGGCGGAGCCAAUAAUUACCGGUACCUUCGGAAACCACCGUCUCGCGAUCGGCUCCUCGGCAUUUUCGCGACCGCUCGCUCAUUAUCCCAACCCUCUACCUCCAGCUCCACUUCCCCUUCCACUUCCGCCGCUGGAGAUGAGCUCAGCGAGCACGACAUCUUCGACGCGCCAUCCGACGUGUCCUCUGAAGGCAUUCACCACUCUGUUCCUUCAACAUCUACGAGCCCCAAUCCUAAUCACAAUCGCUCCCCUAACCAUCGCUCUCACCACAAACAUUUCGGUAUUCUAGCCGCGUUGCCGGAGUCUGAGUCCCACGCCCCGGCUCUGCUCUCCGUCUCUUCGUCCUCUUCUUCCUCCACAUCGUCUGCUCGUUUGAUUCCUACAAUACCUAAACGGCCGCCAUCGGUGGAUCGGAUUAAAUAUCUCCAGUCCGCACCGGUGAAUGUGCCUGUAGUUUCGGCAGCAGGGGGGCGAAGAAGACGCCAUUUCGACGACAUUGACGAUGAUGAGGAUGAUGACGUGGAUAAUGGCGAGAUGUUACCGCCGCAUGAACUUGUUGCAUCGAGGCAGACGCCGAUUUUGGCAUCCUCUGUGCUUGAGGGAGCUGGGAGGAAGUUGAAAGGGAGGGAUUUGAGGCAGGUCCGAAAUGCCAUUUGGCGGAAGACAGGUUUUCUUGACUGA
Nicotiana tabacum (common tobacco) is the source of this 699-nucleotide messenger RNA. The record is from RefSeq and is a predicted model, not a curated record. NCBI's taxonomy places the organism in Eukaryota, Viridiplantae, Streptophyta, Magnoliopsida, Solanales, Solanaceae.